CUCUCUGUUGCCUCCACCAGCAGUGCCUUAGGGGAGAAGAGAUGCCAGCCUCACCCACUCAUGUGGCAAGUUUCAGCCCCAUUCAACUGCGCUGGAGAAAAUGAGCUGGUCGGCUGCUAGAGGUCAGAGGGAAGAGGUCACUGACCUUAAAGAGCUUAGAGUCCGCAGAUCCAGAGUGUACAAAGUGUUUUCUUAUCUAAGUCUCAGCGAAGUACCUGCAGCAUGGAUAUGAUUCUCCCCACUUCACGUGUGAGAAAGCGGAGCACAGAAAAGAAACCAGCAAGAUUCAUCAACCCAGCAAGAUUCUGCUUUUAUAAAAUAUGCCUCCUACCUAUGAAUUUCAUACAGAAUUAAGUGCAUAAAGGAACAACCUCAGGCAAAAAAGUAACAGUAUCUUCAAGCAAGGGAAGAAUAGCUGUGUGACCAGUGGAGUAUAAAGUGGAUUAUUUAUCUUUGCAAAGACGCUUCAGUGGAAGAUAGACUGUGCCGGGUCUCCGAACAACUGCUGGAAGAGGAGGCAGCACCGGCGCCCAGCACCUGCCACCGGCGGGGAUCACACUUCGGCGGAACGGAAAACCAGAACUGCCCCACGGGGCCAGCCCACCGAGACUGACGUCUGUAAACCUUGGAGAGACCUUCAGCAGUAAUCUCCAAAUAUAGUCACCCUGAACCAUUCGUCCCGCUCGGUGGAGCUCACCUAGGAGCUGGGAACACUGUCUGUCCAACACCAGGAAAGUGAUACAACUCAUAUCAACAAAGAGCAAAGGGCUUCCUUGACAGUCUAAAAUGACCACCCUGCCCCCACUGCCCAUGACACACCCAAAGCUUACAUCUUUAGCCAGACAGAAGCUGCCAUGUUUCCCCAGCACGAUUCCAAGGUCUCAGUUGAUCAAAGAAAAAGAUGACAUAGAUCAUUAUCUGGAGGUGAAUUUCAAAGGAUUGUCAAAAGAGGAGGUUGCUGCUUACCGGAACUCGUACAAGAAGAACAUUUGUGUGGACAUGCUGCGAGACGGUUAUCACAAGUCCUUUACCGAGCUCUUCGCCCUGAUGGAGAAGUGGGAUGCCCUGCAGGAGGCUGCAAGAGUUAAGUCCCUUUUCUGGUUGCAGAGACCCCUGGAGGAGCAGCCUGAUAAGCUGGGUCACUUCUACCACCACCUGACCAGGGCUGAGGCGGCUGAACGGAAAGAAUACUUUGAAGAUGUCUAUAACAACUUGUAUGCACUGGCCUGUUACUUCAGUAAUUCUGAAGACAAAUGGGUAAGGAACCACUUCUAUGAACGAUGUUUUAAGAUUGCUCAACGGAUCAAAAUUGACGGUGGGAAGAAAGAAGCCGAGGCGCAUGCGCACAUGGGACUUCUCUUCGAGGAAGAGGGUCAGCUUCUGGAAGCUGCUGAGCAUUAUGAAGCAUUCCAUCAAUUGACGCAAGGGCGGAUAUGGAAGGAUGAGACAGGCCGCUUUCUCAACUUGUUGGCCUGUGAGAGUCUCCUGAGGACUUACAGAUUACUCUCAGACAAAAUGCUAGAAAAUAAAGAAUACAAACAGGCCAUCAGAAUUCUAAUAAAAGCUUCUGAAAUAGCCAAAGAAGGAAGUGACAAAAAGAUGGAAGGGGAAGCUUCCUAUUACUUGGGCUUAGCACACCUAGCUGCUGAAGAGUAUGAAACAGCACUAACAGUCCUUAACACUUACAGUAAAAUCUCCAUAGACCUGGAAGAUGAUCUCAGCCUGGGGAGAGCCUAUGAAGCAAUAGCCAAGGUCCUGCAGAGCCAAGGAAAGAUGCCAGAAGCAAUUAAAUACUUGAAAAAAGUUGUGGAAAUUGCAAGAAAUAAUUUUCAAAGCCUAGAUGUCGUGAGAGCAAGUACAAUGCUUGGGGACAUCUAUAAUGAAAAAGGAUACUACAACAAAGCUUCUGAAUACUUUCAACAAGCUUUUGACACAACAGCAGAGCUAAGGAACAUGCGUCAGGUGGAUGAGACAAAAGUUCACUAUGGGAUAGCAAAAGCUCAUCAGAUAAUGCUGACCAUAAACAAUUAUAUCGAGUCUGAAGAUCUCACCAGCCUUGACUACCUGCUGUCGUGGAAGGAGAAUAGAAGCAGCAUUGCGCCACAUCCGAUUAUCGGAGGAUCUAGAAAACCCACAACGGAAAGUUUGUAUCAAAUCCCAGAGAAUUCGGAAGAACUCAAUGGAUUUCCAGAUAAUCGAAAAAAUGAGACUUAAACCAGCUUUUGACUCAGCGACAAAGCAAGAAGAAAUUUAUCAUGUCACCUUUGUGUUUGAUAACUGUCAUAGGAGUAUGUUACAAAUAAUACAGAUAAAGUUAUAAUAAAACUAUGACUAUAUUUA
Leopardus geoffroyi (Geoffroy's cat) is the source of this 2340-nucleotide messenger RNA. It is a transcript of the gene TTC29, whose product is annotated as tetratricopeptide repeat domain 29. The record is from RefSeq and is a predicted model, not a curated record. Gene Ontology annotation, molecular function: protein binding. The coding region runs from base 787 to 2214 and encodes 475 amino acids. NCBI's taxonomy places the organism in Eukaryota, Metazoa, Chordata, Mammalia, Carnivora, Felidae. The transcript has 18 exons.